Racocetra persica is the source of this 261-nucleotide messenger RNA. Lineage: Eukaryota; Fungi; Glomeromycota; Glomeromycetes; Diversisporales; Gigasporaceae. The record is from the annotation of a GenBank genome assembly.
AUUCCCUAUCGACGUACAUUAUACACUCCUCAAUUUGCCCCUUUUGCCUCUAUCCCCAAUAAUAAAGACAAUAAUAUCUCUUUCCUAAACACACCAGCUUCUCACACAAGCUGUUCCAUCUUUCCCCAAAUCAAUGUUUAUGACCCCUUAACUUUUACCUCUUUGGCCUCGCCUUCAGUAAAUUCUUGUUCUAUCCGAAUUGAAGAUUAUAGUUCUAGCAAAGAUAAAUGGUAUUCCUACCUAGAUUUUAGUUCUUUAAAA